This is a messenger RNA of Magnusiomyces paraingens, 2706 nucleotides long. RefSeq lists its product as uncharacterized. The record is from RefSeq and is a predicted model, not a curated record. The transcript has a single exon. Gene Ontology annotation, cellular component: RSC-type complex. Gene Ontology annotation, molecular function: protein binding. Gene Ontology annotation, biological process: chromatin remodeling. Bases 1 to 2706 code for a protein of 901 amino acids. Lineage: Eukaryota; Fungi; Ascomycota; Dipodascomycetes; Dipodascales; Dipodascaceae.
AUGGCCUCCAAACGGAAAGCCUCCAAGGCUGGUCUUUCGGCAACCCGUGAUGGAACCAACUCUAAAAAGUCCAAUCGAGGAGGAGACCCCCCCGAGGUCGUGGCCAAGUUUUUUUCUACCCUGAUAUCUUCUCUUAAGACCUUUUUCACCCCAACAGACCUCGCACCCUUUGACUCGCUGCCGGACAAGUCCGCUUACCCAGACUACUACGUCACCAUUGCUUCGCCUAUUUCACUCUCAGAUAUUUACAACAAACAUUCUAAUGGCGCGUAUCACUCUUCCCAGCAAAUUCUCGAUGACUUUGACUUGUUGUGCGGCAAUGCUCAGGCUUACAAUACGCGUGGGUCAGCCAUCUUUCUAACCUCGCUCAAACUGUUUAGUUUUGUACACAAGUUCAAUCUGAUGCGCAAGAUCCCCCCUGAGUUUAAGUCUUACGCUUCCAAUGUUUUGGACAUGGAGGCCCGUGUCCUUAACGAGGUUCAGUACUAUAAACCCCGAAUCAAAAAUAGUAGAUUUAUGUGUGACCCCUUCGUCGAGGUUCCAUUGCGCAAGGAGUACCCCGAUUAUUACAAAAUCAUCAAAUCCCCAACCUCCAUUCUUAAUGUCAAGACUUCCUUGUGGCAUGGCAAGUUCUUUGAGCCCACAAACUUUCGAGAUGCUGUGGUCCUCAUUUUCGAAAAUGCCCAACAAUACAAUGACCCGGAGAGCACCAUUUAUUCAGACUCUAUCGCACUCCAAAAAACAUCUAUCAUGCGUUUUGACCGUAGCUUAAAGCAACUUGAAGAAAACAACACCCCCCCAGAAGGUUUCUUGAAUUGGGCCUCCAAGUUUGACUAUGCUGCAGCCAAAGAUUACCCGGAUGAGGAGGACAACAGCAGUGAAGCUAAUACUAGUGAAACUAUACAUGUUGUGAACGGCGCACCCAAAACACGUACUACCCGCAGUACUGCAGAUCAAAAACAACAACAAGCUAAUGGAAACUCUGGGUUAAAAAUCAAACUCAAACCAGGGUCGGCUUCUCCACCUUUGCCUAAGCGCAUUAAACUUAAGGCUUCUGAGCAGGAAUUCAUAGAGCCAUCUUCUGAACAACAAGAGGAUCAACCUCAUUCAUCAUACCAUCAAUCUUCGUCGACGUCCUCUCCAACUUCACCGAAUCCUGCUCCUUCUUCUCACCGCAUCAAGAUCAGUCUCAGAUCCUCUUCCAAAUCCAGGGAAGACGACGAGCAUGUUCCACAAAAAGACAACAAGCCGUCGCCAAAAAUCACCAUCAGUACAUCCAAACAACAACAGAAGAAUGCAUCGUCACCUGCCAAUAAUAAACAAGAGAGUAAUACAUCCGAUAUUAAUGCUACGACUACUACUGCCGUCUCUAUGGCCACAACAAAGUCUGCAUCCCCUCCGAAAUCCGUUAAAAAUGCUCAUGCUAAGGACCUCUCUCAAAAUUCACCAGCACCAGCAACGCAACAGUCUCAGAAAAAGCAGCAGUCACAACCUCAACAGCAGGCUACAGAUCUCAAGGCGGCUACUUCAACCCCUCCUAAAAAACGCGGUCGCCCACGUACCGUUACAGCAGAGCGUGCUCCUGACAAUGUUACACGUCAAACCAAAUCAGCCGUUGCAACUACAGCGGUAACGACAACACCAACUCCAUCAUUAUUAAAAAAUGCAACAGCUACACCAUCUUCUUCUUCUUCCUCAUCAAAAUUAUCGACAUCUGCUAUCUCAGCACAAGUAAAUGUCCCAUCUGUACCUACUCUUGCAUCUGUAUCUUCUCAUGCUAUACCAGCAGGUCCUCAAUCCUUGGUGACAACUGUUCCUUCAGAUUCAUCGACUCUGACAAAUGGCACUUUGGUGCCAACAGGAUCACUCUCUACAUUACCUGAAAAAGCUUUGCCUGAGAAACCUCUCCUGGAUACAACUGUUAAUUAUAGUUCGAUUCGUCGUUCUAAGGAGGAGCCAGUAUCUGAUGCGCUCAUCAAGUAUAUUUCGUUUUCUUCACUUGUUCCGUCUAUCAGCAAAUACCACCAGUCUAAGAAUCCAAUCCCCCCCACGCAGCAGCUUAGCAUGUUUCAAAUUCAUUUCCCUGUUUCGGAACAUUUCCGUGAACGUGCUUUUGCCUUUUGGGUACCAUACUUCCAUCAUACCUUUUCUCUUGUAGCUCUACUGAAUGAGUCUCUUAACCAUCGACAUCACUUUGUUGUACUUACCCAUAACGGCACUCUUGUGCAACCUUACCAAUCGUCGAUCACAUCGCCUUGGGCAGAUCCCAAUGCACCCAUUUCAUCGCGCUUUGAAGUACGUUUGGCCACAGGACUUAAUCUUCUGGAGUUUGUGGUAAGUGCAUCGGCUGAAAGUGGUGGAAAUGAUAACAAAAAUGACAGUAACGGCAUUAGUGGGAGUGGUAACAGAAUUGACAGCCCCAACUUGAGCGGUGACAGUGGCAGCGGUGGUGGUAGUGGUAGUGGUCCAGGCAAUAGUGGUAAUAUUGGCGGUCCCAUUUCCAAGGUUGGCAAGAGGGCCUUGACAGCCGCACUCAACAGCAUUCCUAGCGGAUUAUCGGCAACCGGCGGGACAAGCAGUGGUGCCAACAGUGGAACAACGACGCCUUUGCUGCUACCUUCAUCGCGGCAUCAGAGCGUGGAUCCACAUGAGGAAAUGGUGACGGAGCGGUUGAGUCUAUGGAUCACAAUGGGCCCGUCGCCAUAG